Ogataea philodendri is the source of this 468-nucleotide messenger RNA. RefSeq lists its product as uncharacterized. The coding region runs from base 1 to 468 and encodes 155 amino acids. The transcript has a single exon. The record is from RefSeq and is a predicted model, not a curated record. NCBI's taxonomy places the organism in Eukaryota, Fungi, Ascomycota, Pichiomycetes, Pichiales, Pichiaceae.
AUGAGUGUAUCCAGGCAUCAGCACGUCGAUCUCCUUCUCUGCGCGGGUGGUCAUGACCUGGAUCAGCGACUUGAGCAGCUUGAGCAGCUUCUUGAGCUCCUGUCUGACGAAAAUCCGCAUAUCUGUGGCCACCUGGUCGUUUCUGGACCGGCCGGUGUGGACUUUGCCAGCAAUGUUCUUGCCGAUGAUCUCGCCGAGUCUUCUCUCGUUGGCGGUGUGAAUAUCCUCGUCACCGGGCUUCUCGACAAACGUGCCGUGGGCCCACUCCUCGCCAAUGAUCUUCAAACCCCUGUGGAUCUCAGACAGCUCGUCGCUGGUCAAAAGCCCCAGCUUGCUCAAACCUUCAGUGUACACUCUUGUUCCUUCCAAAUCAGCACCGUACAUCUUCUGGUCAUACGGCAACGAAGCGUUGUACAGGUCCAUGAGCGGGUCGGAUGCUCCCGUGAACCGGCCGCCCCAAAGUCUUGA